Messenger RNA from Scleropages formosus (Asian bonytongue), 3242 nucleotides. RefSeq names its product HECT domain and ankyrin repeat containing E3 ubiquitin protein ligase 1 (gene hace1). The record is from RefSeq and is a predicted model, not a curated record. The coding region runs from base 265 to 3018 and encodes 917 amino acids. Lineage: Eukaryota; Metazoa; Chordata; Actinopteri; Osteoglossiformes; Osteoglossidae. Gene Ontology annotation, biological process: protein polyubiquitination; Golgi organization; ubiquitin-dependent protein catabolic process. Gene Ontology annotation, molecular function: ubiquitin protein ligase activity; protein binding. The transcript has 24 exons. Gene Ontology annotation, cellular component: nucleus; cytoplasm; Golgi membrane.
UAGCUGGAAAAACAGGAAGCAAAGGGAUCAAACGCAAGGAAAUCAAAGACGAGGAAAUGCUGCUGAAUGAAUCGGGUGGACGGCGGCUGGCUGGUUAGCUCGUUCGCGUUGUCAUAUCAGUGAGGGACGCAGAGCCCCUUUUUUUUUUUUUUUUUUGGGCCAACACCGUCCGCUCCCAGCUAGAUGGACGACGCCAAGAAUCGACACGACGUAACACCGAAGGAAUAAGCGCAAAGUAGCUUAUUUUGCCCCGUCGCAACGCCUAUGAUGGAACGUGCGAUGGAGCAGCUGAACGUACAGCUCAGCCGACUGACGCGCUCGCUCCGCCGCGCGCGGACCGUCGAACUCCCCGAAGACAAUGAAACAGCCGUGUACACACUCAUGCCCAUGGUUAUGGCUGACCAGCACAGGUCUGUUGCAGAAUUACUCAUGAACUCAAAGUUUGAUGUCAACUACGCCUUUGGACGCGUGAAGAGGAGCCUGCUUCACAUUGCUGCCAAUUGUGGGUCGGUGGAGUGUCUGGUACUGCUGCUGAAGAAAGGGGCAAACCCCAACUACCAGGACAUCUCAGGAUGCACUCCUCUGCACUUGGCUGCACGGAAUGGUCAGAAGAAAUGCAUGGGGAGAUUGCUGGAGUACUGUGCAGAUGUCAACAUCUGCAACAAUGAGGGCCUUACAGCUAUCCACUGGUUGGCGGUGAAUGGUCGGACAGAGCUGUUGCAUGACCUGGUCCAACAUGUGUCCAAUGUGGAUGUGGAGGAUGCCAUGGGUCAGACUGCUCUGCACGUAGCCUGCCAGAAUGGCCACAAGACUACCGUGCUUUGUCUGCUGGACAGCGGUGCGGACAUUAACAGGCCUAAUGUCUCUGGGGCCACACCCCUCUACUUUGCGUGCAGUCAUGGGCAGAGAGACACUGCGCAGAUUCUCCUCUCCAGAGGGGCCAGGUACCUCCCGGACAGGAAUGGUGUCACCCCACUAGACCUGUGUGUGCAGGGUGGCUAUGGUGAGACAUGUGAGGUCCUCAUCCAGCAUCAUGGGAGACUCUUCCAGACUCUUAUACAGAUGACACAGAAUGAGGACAUCAAGGAGAGCAUGCUUCGGCAGGUCCUAGAGCAUGUCUCCCAGCAAAGCGAGUCCCACUACCAGAAGAUCCUUACAAGUCUGGCUGAAGUAGCCACCACCAAUGGCCACAAGCUGCUCAGCUUGUCCAGUAAUUACGAGGCCCAGAUGAAGAGCCUGUUGCGGAUUGUUCGGAUGUUCUGCCACGUCUUUCGACUGGGGCCCUCAUCUCCGAACAAUGGGAAUGACAUGGGCUACAAUGGGAACAAGACACCCCGCAGCCAGGUUUUCAAGGUCAGGCAGGGCCAGGGUGCUAGGCGGAGAGACCCUGCUUCGGUGAGAGAGACCAGAGUCAGUGAGCAAACAAAGCAUUCCCUGCAGGAACCCCUCGAGCUGCUCUGGCACUCCCUAGACGAGUGGCUGGUCCUGAUCUCUGCCGAGCUGGAGAGAAACCGGUCAGACCCAGCAGCCGGCGCUGACAUUGCCUCGCUCCUGCUCAAGCAACCGCUGCCUGAGGUUGUCAUGGAGACAGGAGGGACGUACGCCCAAGGAGAGGACGUCAUCUCCAUGACAGCCAACCGCCUCAGCGCUGUCAUCCAGGCCUUCUACAUGUGCUGUUCUUGCCAGAUGCCACAGGGGAUGACGUCUCCUCGCUUCAUUGAAUUUGUCUGUAAGCACGACGAGGUGCUCAAGUGCUUCGUCACCAGGAAUCCCACGAUCAUCUUUAACCACUUUCACUUUCUUUUGGAGUGCCCGGAGCUCAUGUCCCGAUUCAUGCACAUCAUCAAAGCACAGCCUUUUAAGGACAGAUGUGAGUGGUUCUACGAGCACCUGCUUGCAGGCCAGCCCGACUCUGACAUGGUCCACCGGCCCGUCAACGAGAAUGACAUCCUGCUCGUCCACAGAGAUUCGAUAUUCCAGAGUAGCUGCGAAGUUGUCUCUAAGUCUAGCAAUGAGAAGCUGAAACAGGGCAUCGCAGUCCGCUUUCAUGGCGAGGAAGGGAUGGGUCAAGGUGUGGUACGUGAGUGGUUUGACAUCUUGUCCAAUGAGAUCAUCAACCCGGACUAUGCGCUCUUCACUCAGUCUGCAGACGGAACCACGUUCCAACCCAACAGCAACUCCUCGGUCAACCCAGACCAUCUAAACUACUUCCGCUUUGCGGGCCAGAUCCUAGGUCUGGCUCUGUAUCACCGGCAGCUUGUGAACAUCUACUUCACCCGCUCCUUUUACAAGCAUAUUCUGGGUAUCCCAGUGAACUACCAGGAUGUGGCCUCCAUCGACCCGGAGUAUGCCAAGAACUUGCAGUGGAUCCUGGACAAUGACAUCAGUGACCUUGGUCUGGAACUGACCUUCUCUGUGGAGACAGACGUUUUUGGCGCAAUGGAGGAAGUGCCCCUGAAACCUGGUGGAAUGAGCAUUCUCGUCACGCAGGACAACAAGGCAGAAUACGUCCAGCUGGUGACAGAGUUGAGGAUGACGCGUGCCAUUCAGCCUCAGAUCAACGCUUUCCUGCAAGGCUUCCACACUUUCAUCCCCCCCUCACUCAUCCAGCUCUUUGACGAGUACGAACUGGAGCUUCUCCUCUCAGGGAUGCCUGAAAUUGAUGUGGCUGACUGGAGCAGGAACACGGAAUACACAAGUGGGUAUGACCAGGAUGAACCAAUCAUCCAGUGGUUCUGGGAGGUGGUGCACAGUCUAACCCAGGAAGAGAGGGUCCUGCUGCUGCAGUUUGUCACUGGAAGCUCGAGAGUCCCUCACGGUGGAUUUGCCUACCUGAUGGGGGGUAGUGGCCUCCAGAAGUUUACUAUUGCUGCCGUGCCCUACACCGCAAACCUUCUGCCCACCUCCAGCACCUGCAUCAACAUGCUGAAGCUCCCAGAAUACCCCACCAAGGAAAUCCUCAGAGACAGACUGCUCGUCGCAUUGCAUUGUGGGAGUUACGGGUACACCAUGGCAUGAGCCAGAGUACUAGAUUCUCUGUGGGCAUUCCUGCCCACCUGAAGGUUUAGCAACAGGGAUUCUUCAAAACCUCAUUCCAGUGUCAUUAAUUUAAGAAAAUCUGAUGGGAAUUACCAUUUCCCCUGCUGUAAGUAUGAUUUACUGUACAUGAGGCACAAAAUUACCCAGUUUUCUGAGGAGUCUGAGUGUAAUAUUCAGAAAGAACAGCUCUGAUGUUUUUCCUU